GUAUUCUCUAACUGCUCGCUGACCACUCUUUCUCUGUGUCUUCAAGAUGAGAGCAAAGGCAUUGCCAUUCUUGAUAUUAUUUCUCAGUAUUACUCACUGUAUCUCCCAUGCAGCAGAACUCAAUGGACCUUCAAAGCAGUCAGAGACCAUUAGUUUCGAAACAGCCGGAGGGCUGAGACAGGGCUUCCCUAAGGGGUUUGUCUUUGGAACUGCUACUUCUGCUUAUCAAGUUGAAGGCAUGGCUGACAAGGAUGGUCGUGGGCCUAGCAUUUGGGAUGCCUUUGUCAAAAUUCCUGGGAUCGUUGCCAAUAAUGCUACAGGGGAAGUGUCAGUGGACCAGUAUCACCGCUACAAGGAAGAUGUAGAUAUCAUGAAAAAGUUGAACUUCGAUGCAUACCGGUUCUCGAUUUCAUGGUCCAGAAUUUUCCCUGAUGGAGCUGGAAAAGUGAAUUGGAACGGAGUUGCAUACUAUAAUAGGUUGAUCGACUACAUGAUCAAAAGAGGCAUUACUCCAUAUGCGAAUCUUUAUCACUAUGAUCUUCCGCUAGCACUUGAGAAGAAGUAUAAUGGAUUGUUGAGUAACCAAGUAGUGAAAGACUUUGCCGAUUAUGCAGACUUCUGUUUUAAGACCUUUGGAGAUCGAGUAAAGAAUUGGAUGACAUUCAAUGAACCUAGAGUGGUGGCUGCGCUUGGAUAUGAUAAUGGGUUCUUUGCUCCUGGAAGGUGUUCCAAAGCAUUUGGGAAUUGUACAGUCGGCAAUUCUGCAACAGAGCCUUAUAUUGUUGCUCAUCAUUUGAUUUUAUCUCAUGCAGCUGCUGUUCAGAGAUAUCGCGAAAAGUAUCAAGAAAAACAAAAGGGAAGGAUUGGAAUUCUCUUGGAUUUUGUUUAUUACGAACCUCUUACCAGAUCAAAAGCUGACAACUUAGCAGCUCAAAGAGCAAGAGAUUUUCAUGUUGGAUGGUUUAUUCAUCCUAUUGUAUAUGGUGAAUAUCCGAAAACAAUGCAAAAUAUUGUCGGGAGUAGGCUGCCCAAGUUUACAGAAGAAGAAGUCAAGAUGGUGAAGGGCUCAAUGGAUUUUGUGGGAAUCAACCAUUAUACUACUUACUACAUGUAUGAUCCACAUCAGUCCAAACCAAAGAACUUGGGCUACCAGCAAGACUGGAAUGCUGGAUUUGCUUAUAAGAAGAAGGGAGUGGAAAUUGGUCCAAGAGCAAAUUCUUAUUGGCUUUAUAAUGUACCAUGGGGUAUGUACAAGGCUGUGAUGUACAUCAAAGAGCGCUAUGGAAACCCUACAAUGAUACUGUCUGAAAAUGGGAUGGAUGAUCCUGGUAAUCUCACACGUUCCAAAGCAAUGCAAGACACCACUAGAAUUGGCUACUACAAGGCCUAUUUGUCUCAACUGAAGAAAGCAGCUGAUGAUGGAGCCAAUUUGGUUGGGUACUUUGCUUGGUCAUUACUUGACAACUUUGAAUGGAGAUUAGGCUACACUUCAAGGUUUGGAAUUGUGUAUGUUGAUUACUCCAACCUUAAGAGGUACCCAAAAAUGUCUGCCAAUUGGUUCAAGCAUCUCCUAGAGCGGAACAAACAUUAAGCUGGCAGGCUUUCUUUGAUUUAGUUGUCUGGAAAACAAUGUUCUUGCAAUAAAGCUAUUGAGAUCUUCGUUUUC
This is a messenger RNA of Populus nigra (black poplar), 1666 nucleotides long. RefSeq names its product beta-glucosidase 44-like. The transcript is spliced from 11 exons. The record is from RefSeq and is a predicted model, not a curated record. Gene Ontology annotation, biological process: carbohydrate metabolic process. The coding region runs from base 47 to 1591 and encodes 514 amino acids. Gene Ontology annotation, molecular function: beta-glucosidase activity. NCBI's taxonomy places the organism in Eukaryota, Viridiplantae, Streptophyta, Magnoliopsida, Malpighiales, Salicaceae.